UUUACUUCGUAUUUUGAAUGCAUUUAUUUCAGGGAAUUUAAAAAUAUGAAUCUUUCCAAAUUCACAAAUUUUUUAAUUGGCAGAAGUUGUCUUGGGAACCAAAGAUGUGUGACAAGACUUUUUCAGAAUAGUUUACCAGCAGGAGAGGAAAAAAAAACUUCAACUCUUAAAGGACGUGACUUCUUGACUCUUAAAGAUUAUUCUCCUAAAGAAAUUAAAGACCUUCUGGCAACUGCAGCUGAAUUUAAAUAUUUGGUCAAGAAAGAAAAUAAAAAAUUUGAUUUAUUGGAUGGUAAAAAUAUUGGAUUGAUUUUUGAGAAGAAAAGCACGAGAACAAGACUGUCCAUGGAAACAGCAAUUUCAAUAUUAGGAGGAUACCCAAUUUUUCUGAGUCCACAGGAUAUUCAUCUUGGUGAAGGGGAAAGCUUGAAGGACACUGCAAUCGUGAUGUCAAGAAUGGUUGAUAUAAUUUUUGGUCGCGUUUAUGCACAUUCAACAUUAGAAGAUAUUUCACGUGAUGCCACUGUUCCAGUUAUUAAUGGGUUAUCAGAACUGUACCAUCCAUUGCAGAGUAUAGCUGAUUUUCUCACACUUUAUGAGCAUUUUCAAUCAAUCAAAGGUUUAACUUUAUCUUGGGUGGGUGAUGGUAACAAUGUUGUCAACUCAAUAAUGAUGACUGCGCCUAAACUUGGCAUGAACUUGAAAAUUGCAACACCUAAGGGUUAUGAAGUAGAUUCAAGAAUUAAAACCUUUGCUGAUGGGCUGUCCACGCAGUAUGGAACCAGCAUUGAGUACACUACUGACGCUAUGAAAGCUUGUGAAGGUACAAACGUUAUUGUUACUGACACUUGGGUUAGUAUGGGAGAAGAGGAGCAAAAGGAAAAAAAGUUAAAAGACUUUGAAGGAUAUCAAGUCAACAUGAAGAUGGGAAGUGUGGCAGCGGAUAACUGGUGCUUUCUGCAUUGCUUACCUCGAAAACCAUACGAGGUUGAUCACGAGGUGUUUUACUCUGACCGUUCCUUAGUCUUCGACGAAGCUGAAAACAGAAAAUGGACUGCCAUGGCUGUUCUCGUGAAGUUACUGACAAAUUAUCAAACCAAGAUGAAAUUUGAAUAGAAGAUGGCUACAUGAAUAUUCCUUUUUCAUGAAGAAUGACGAAACCUUUACUUCAGCCUUCAAAACUGGUGAUGGAAUAUAAAAAUCUUUCACAGCAUAUUUAUCAAAAUAUUUCAAAACCAAAAUCCCAAAGACUUUUUAAUUAAUUUUUUUAAUAUUAGUAAUUCUUUUUGUUUACGAUAUUUAUAAUGCAUUCAGGGUAUGUUUUGUAGUAAAUUAUAUAGAGAACAGUAUCGUCGUCAAAUAUAAGGGUACUCACUCAUUA
Molecule: messenger RNA, 1381 nt
Organism: Hydractinia symbiolongicarpus
Lineage: Eukaryota; Metazoa; Cnidaria; Hydrozoa; Anthoathecata; Hydractiniidae
Product: ornithine transcarbamylase, mitochondrial-like
Exons: 11
Coding region: 46-1116 (356 amino acids)
Biological process (GO): L-citrulline biosynthetic process
Cellular component (GO): mitochondrion
Molecular function (GO): amino acid binding; ornithine carbamoyltransferase activity
Source: RefSeq, a predicted model, not a curated record